AUGGCUUCACAGCAAAACAACUCCUUUAAACCCCAGUCACCAGAAAGUGGCCUUGUAUUAGACAACAGGAACUUCCUUCCAAGCCAGGAUACUUCUCUACAGUGGGAAGAAGAUAUCUGUAACUUCUCAACUGCUCAGCUCAACUUUCCCACAAAUGACAAUGGUUACUGUGCAAAGCAGGAACUGCAAGCAAUGUGGAAGUGGUUUACCUCCUGGUUGAAGCCAGAAAAGCGUAGCAAGGAGCAGAUGAUUUCUCAGCUGGUCUUGGCUGAGUUUCUCAAAACUGGGCACUACAAGGACAAGUCUGUCUUGAAAGAGAAGUGGGUUUCAAAUGGCAGAAACCUGGGGAGAUUCAUGGAGGAUCUGACUGAUGAGUGCUUGAAGCCUCCCAUCAUGGUUCUCACCUCCAUGCAGAGGCAGGAAGCCUUCUUUUCUAAGAACAUGUCUUUAGAAGAAACCAUAAACCUUCUGAAAGAGCAGCAAUCAGCAAGAAGUUCAAUACAAGAGAGUGCAAGGAUACCCUUGCCAAUCCCCCAAGACAUGUUAUUGACAACAGACCUGAGAGUACAUAAGGUCAUACACCAGGAAAAUAAACCUUUCGAAUGUAGUACAUGUGGAAAGUCUUUCAGCAAUCAAACCAAUUUGAAAGCUCAUGAGAGGAUUCACACAGGAGAGAAGCCCUACACCUGCUCCCUGUGUAACCGUAGCUUCCGUCAGUCAUCCACAUACCACCGUCACCGGAGGAAUUGCCACAAAGCAGACUGA
Molecule: messenger RNA, 765 nt
Organism: Peromyscus eremicus (cactus mouse)
Lineage: Eukaryota; Metazoa; Chordata; Mammalia; Rodentia; Cricetidae
Product: zinc finger and SCAN domain containing protein 4F-like
Exons: 3
Coding region: 1-765 (254 amino acids)
Biological process (GO): regulation of transcription by RNA polymerase II
Molecular function (GO): DNA-binding transcription factor activity; RNA polymerase II cis-regulatory region sequence-specific DNA binding
Source: RefSeq, a predicted model, not a curated record